Spathaspora passalidarum NRRL Y-27907 is the source of this 825-nucleotide messenger RNA. It is a transcript of the gene AYR2, whose product is annotated as Ayr2p. Lineage: Eukaryota; Fungi; Ascomycota; Pichiomycetes; Serinales; Debaryomycetaceae. The coding region runs from base 1 to 825 and encodes 274 amino acids. Gene Ontology annotation, molecular function: triacylglycerol lipase activity; acylglycerone-phosphate reductase (NADP+) activity. Gene Ontology annotation, cellular component: endoplasmic reticulum; lipid droplet. The transcript is spliced from 2 exons. The record is from RefSeq and is a predicted model, not a curated record. Gene Ontology annotation, biological process: triglyceride catabolic process; phosphatidic acid biosynthetic process.
AUGUCUGAAACUAAAUACGCGUUAGUUACUGGUGCUUGCCAAGGUAUUGGAUACCAAUUAGCUUUGCAAUUAUCCAAAGCAGGUUACAAGGUGAUUGGUUGUUCUCCUCCCAGUGUUGAUGAAAUUAAAACUACAGCUUUAACUGUCAAUGAGAUUACCGGAGGAAAAUUACAUGUGCUUUACAACAAUGCUGGUAUUGCUGUUAUUGGUCCUGGUAUUGAAACCCUGGAAGAAGAUUUGACUAACGUGUUUAAUGUCAAUGUCAUUGGUCACAUCAACAUGACCAAGUAUUUUGCUCCUCAAGUUAUUAAUGCCAAGGGAACAAUUCUUUACACUAGUUCCGUUGCGGCCAGAGUUCCACUUGCUUGGAUCAGUGCUUACAAUGCAACCAAAGCAGCAAUUGAUCAAUACGCUUUGACAUUACAUGGAGAAUUGAAGCCAUUUGGAGUGAGAGUUCAUAGUGUCAUUACCGGAGGGGUUAAUACUGCUAUUUUUGAUCCAAACUUGCCAGCUAAAUUUGAAGAUUCUUAUUACAAUGUGCCAGGAGCUGAAGCUAGUUUCAAGGCUUCUGCCACCAUGUCUCGUGACUUGAACAUCUCUCCUGAGAAAUAUGCUAAACAAAUUGUUGCUGAUAUUCAAAGCAGAUGCGAUCCUGGGUUCAAUCUUUAUCAUGGUGCAAAAGCCUAUUUAUUGCAUUGUGCUAGUCGAAUCUUGCCAUUCUGGCUUUUUGAAAUGGCUGUUCAAAUCUACUUUAAGGAAUAUCAAGUGUUUAGAACCAUUGCCAAAAAUGUUAAACAAGGAGAUUAUAAAAAGAAGAAUGAAUAG